This is a messenger RNA of Coffea arabica (coffee), 1376 nucleotides long. Its product is annotated as protein LURP-one-related 12. Lineage: Eukaryota; Viridiplantae; Streptophyta; Magnoliopsida; Gentianales; Rubiaceae. The record is from RefSeq and is a predicted model, not a curated record.
UUCUUGAAGAAGGGUCCACCUCCUCCGACGCCGAACUCCAAGGGCCGACGAUUCUAGACGUGGACCUUUUUAAUAUUCCUCAGUGCGUGUGUUUUUGUGCGUUGCAGAAACAUAAUAUUGUGUGCAUCCAAUAAUAUUUUGCGCUUAUAAUACGAUCGAUGAUUACUUGAUUACCAUUUACCACCCCUCGGCCCUCGCUCGCUCUCUCUCUCUCUCCCCUCUAUUGAGCUCCUCCCAAAGACAAAACCCUAUAUUAAUACCUACCCACACGUCUCAUUCAUUGUACCCUCCGAAAUCCACUUGACGUUAGAUACUCUCCCGCUCCUCCUACCUCGUGUGCCCCUUUCCUCUUCUCAUCAUCAUCAUCAUAAAAAUAUCUCCCUGUCUUUCCUGUCUUCCCUAUUAAAAUCAUAUUCUUGAAAGGAGUGAACUGUGUUAGAUAUUUUAUUUUGAGAUCCGGCUUUGAGGAGAAAAUUCAGAUAAAAACAGAGAAUGAGGGGUUGUUGUGCAGUAGUAGAAGAUGGGUUCAUAUACGAAGAAGAGACGCAUUUCACAGUUCUCAAGACGUCCCUUUUCUUCGCCGGCGACGGCUUUACCGUGUAUGACUGCAAAGGACAGCUGGUUUUCCGAGUUGAUACCUACGGGCCCGACUCCGACAAGAGUGAGCUCGUUCUGAUGGACGCUUCUGGGAAAUGCCUCCUCACCGUCCGCCGCAAGAGGCCUAGCCUUCAUCAGAGAUGGGAAGGUUUCCUAGGAGAAAGGGUGGAGGGCCAGAAGCCAAUUUUCAGCGUGCGUAGAUCAUCAAUGAUUGGACGGUCGGGAUUGACGGUGGACAUGUACAACAACUCCGGCGAGGAGUACCACAUCGAGGGGUCCUAUGCACAGAGGUGCUGCACAUUCUUUAAUGCGGAGAAGGAAUCAGUGGCUGAGAUUCGACGCAAAGUGGACGCUUCGGCGAAUGUGAUGCUUGGGAAGGACGUGUUCUCUCUUUCACUACGGCCUGGUUUCGAUGGGGCCUUUGCCAUGGGACUCGUCCUUGUACUCGAUCAGAUCUACGGUGAUGACGAGGUUGUUGUUGAUGACAACUCCAAGGUUACCGUGCAGCCCACCACCGAGGAUGCUUCUUAAUCUCGUACUUUGGACAUAUUUACCGGAGUAGUGUCGCUUUGUCUGAGCUUAACUUUGUGUUUAAAUAAGAGAGUUUCAGCACAUGCUUACUUCUUUUAUCAUGUAGUACUUACUAUCUAUGUAGUGUAUAUCAAUCAGUAAAGCCCUUUUCUUUUUGGGCUUUUGUUCCUCACUUUUACUCAACCUUUUGUCCCCAUGACACUCACACUCUACCAGAUUAAUACUAAUAAUUAGCUGAUCCCCCAAAA